GCAUGCGUGGAACGCGCCGGGCGUCCCGUCCGUGGAGAGGUUAGAGGUCGCGAGGAAUAUCCCGACGCCGGCACUCUGGAGGAAUCCGCUGCCACGCGGCUCCACCGGGCGUGGGGCGGCGCUGAGUAUUUUAGUGCAGCUUCCAGGAGUUACACUCUUCCCGUUUAUUCCCGUUCCUUUUCUAAAGGGGGCCCGCGGCAGUCGGAAAACCCGGACACACGGAUCACCCCAGCUGCGGACCGACUUCCCUUCCCAGGCAGGAAGGGAGGGGGCGGGAGAAGCAGUGCGCCCCACGGGCCGCGCAUGCGCCGCUCACAGGCAGCCCCUGGAGUGGAAUCCAGUUGCCAGAUUCGCCGCCACGCCAGGAGUGCGCCUGCGUUGUCGCCGGGUCCCUCCACCUCCACUUCCCCUCCCCCUGUCCCCCCGCGGGGCUCCGGGUCCGGCGGGACCAUGUUCACCAGCACCGGCUCCAGUGGGCUUUAUAAGGCCCCUCUGUCCAAGGGUCUUUUGCUGGUCCCCAGUGCCCUGUCCCUCUUGCUGGCCCUCCUCCUACCGCACUGUCAGAGGUUCUUCGUGUAUGACCUCCAAGCCAUCAAGGAUGACUUCCAGAUUUGGAGGUUGAUAUGUGGAAGAAUAAUUUGCCUUGAUUUGAAAGAUACUUUCUGCAGUAGUCUGCUUAUUUAUAAUUUUAGGAUAUUUGAAAGAAGAUAUGGAAGCAGAAAAUUUGCAUCCUUUUUGCUGGGUUCCUGGGUUUUGUCGGCCUUGGUUGACUUCAUCCUCGUUGAGGCUGUGUGGUAUUCCUUUGGUAUUGCUGCAGCCGGGAAUUUGCCUUCUGGAUUCCUGGCACCUGUGUUUGCUCUGUUUGUACCAUUUUACUGCUCCAUACCGAGAGUCCAAGUGGCACAAAUUCUGGGCCCAUUGUCCAUCACAAACAAGACAUUGAUUUAUAUAUUGGGACUACAGCUUUUCACCUCUGGUUCCUACAUCUGGAUUAUAGCCAUAAGUGGACUUAUAUCAGGCAUCUGCUACAACAGCAAAAUGUUUCAAGUUCACCGGGUUCUCUACGUUCCCAGCUGGAUGGCACAGUUCUUUUCCCGGACACUUGAGCCCAUCUUCUCAUCUUCAGAACCCACGGCCGAAGCCAGAGUCGGAAUGGGGGCCACAGUGGACAUCCAGAGACAGCAGACAAUGGAGUUGCUGGACCGGCAGCUGAUGCUGUCUCAGUUUGCCCAAGUGAGAAGACAGAGGCAGCAGGGAGGAAUGAUCAAUUGGAAUCGUCUUUUCCCUCCUUUACGUCAGCGACGAAAUGUAAACUAUCAGGACGAUCGGCGGUCUGAACAACAAGCAUCUCCUCCUCUAGAGGUUUCUGAGGAACAGAAUCUUCACCACUGUCACCAUAAAAACUCACCUGAUAACAAACAGUUCCCCCUCACUAACAUGUAUGUAUUUUGGGGUACACUUUGUACUUCUGUGUAUUUAUAAUUGUGAGUUGGGAAUUGGUCCAGCAGUGACUCAGCUUUUAUUUCCCUGGUGAUGGCGAGCUCCAUGAGGGCUAAUCCCAUCUCUUCCUGUUUCCCAUGCCACACGGAGCCUGACACACAGAAGGUGCCCGACCGUGGUUAGAGCAGGGCUAAACGUGAAGGUGUGAGAGUGGUAUUAUGUCAGACUUUUCCAUCUGUAGGCUGGAAAUAGGUUUUCUCAGAGAAUAGCAAAGCUAACUGUGUUAGAAUGAAAUAUUGUGUGGCAGUCAAAUAACCAACUCCGGGGGGGGGGGGGGUGCCUCAUUCUGCUGUGUCUUCUAAAAGAUAUAAGCAGUGGAGCUCAUCCAGUCUGUUGUGAGGGCCUUCUCAGUACCAAAGCCUGAGCAAAGCAGAAAUGCAAAAAUAAGGGGCCUCUGAGCAGCCUGUAGCCAGACAGGAGCAUAAAAUAACCAGAAACCAUCCACUCCCCCAAUGUGUGUGAUCAAAGGGGUUCAGCAUUUCUGAGGAGGAGGGGAAUGGCCAGGUAUCCAGGGGAGAGAAGCACACUGAACCACAGGUGACCUGACCGUGCACUUGCAGUGGGGAAGCCAUGAGGUAGGAGAGUCAGCUUGCCCUGAGCGGCAACAUGGUUGUUAUAAUGAAGGGGAGGGAAGGGUGAGCCACAUCCCCAAGACUUCUGCUGGGGUGCUCCUCCCGUCAGGGCCUGCGUGUGGCCCAGAUGGUGUUGUGCCGUGAGGGGGCAACCAGCGUAGGAUUGGGGCGGGCAUCAUUCAGGUGGGCAUCACUUCCUGCAAGCGUCAGAAUUUGGGAAGUAGAACCCAAAAACCGUUUGUUUUUGACACCCUUAGCUAAAGGGAAGUUAAAGAAAACCACAGUCUUCACUUGAACAAAACAAGAGGAGUAUGUCACUGAGAGGAAUUGCCAUGUUUCAUUGGGAUGAACAUCCUGAUUCACUGGUGCCAGAGAGUAGUUGCAUCGUCGGUAGAAGGCAAAGUAGGACUUCAUUUAUUUUCUUGAGUGAGAAUUACCUCGAGAUCGGAGGCCCACAUGUCCCAAAUCAUCGAGGAUUGUUUUUUGUUUUUUAUUUUUGUUUUUUGUUUUUUCUAAGGAAAGGAAAACUGAUAGGGAUUUAUUUCCAUGCCUAUAGGUUUCUUUUCUUAUUCAACAGGGUCUUUCUUUGGAAAACGUAUUCUAGGAAAAACUCAUUCUGCCUUGUCUGUCUUCAGAGCACUGCCAUCGGUGGUGGGAGAGCUCACCUGCGGCACCUGCUCCUGUCCGCGUUCCCUGCCUUGUGUGGGGCUGGCACACGGGGGGCCACGGGCCCUUGACCAAGAGCUGCCAGCAGAGUCACAGGUCGCUGGGCGGAUGUGCCACACGGCUAGGCUAGAAUUCCAGUGCCCGCCCCUCAUUGCCGACCCUUAUGCAGAGAUACCUCUGAACCUUCCUCUAGAAAGCCAAGUCUUCAGUUACAGAAGACAGGCAUCUGGGGUUACACUCAGGCACCUUCUGUUUUUAUGAAUGAGGGAUGUGGGAGACAGGAGGGCCUAACACUCUGCAUGUUAUAACCCAAUUACUGUUUAAAGCAAAUAGAGAAAAGGAUUAUUUUGUUUAGACUAGAAACCCAGAUGAACUCUAUUCUGAUGUUCUGUGGUGAGAAUGUUUAGACAGAAGAUUCCCUGUGAUGCAUGAGCAGAAGGAGGGGACUUAACUGUGCUCCAAGAUGGAGAAGGAAUGUUGAAAGAAAUGCUUUUCAGAAAAUUCUAUGGGCCCUUUUUUUUUUUUUUUUGGUAAGUUUCCCAGACAGACCACUGCAAAGCCAGCCAGUCCGAGACUGACUGAGACACCAGGUGUGCAUCUGCAGGUCUCAUGGUGGCAGCGGGUGUGUGCAGCGUCCUGAGUGUUUUACCAGCUUUAUCAUUCCGGCUCCAAGCUGUUUAUUGGUGGUCUUCCCCCAGCAGACGGUCAGUUACUUAAAGAACUUACAUCACUAAACUGAAACUCCUUCUCUAGCCACUGCUGGGCACGUUCUUAGUGCCAGGCUCUGUGUCAGGUGGGGGACACAGCAGGCACAGUCCCAGCCCCCACAGAGCUCACCGUCUGCCUGCCGGGGAAGACAGGCAACACGGAAAUCACUCAUCCCAGCUCACCGCGGAUACUUCACACAGACCCUCGGGGAGUCUGUGAACGUUCGGUGAAUGAAUGACAUUCCUAUACUGUCCACAACUUGACUUAAACCGAUCAGGAGGUGUUUUUGUAUUUUUAUCUUAUAGUCAAGACCAUGGACUUUUCUCUUCCCAUGGACGUUCUAUCUGAUCAGGUAACAGAUGGCUCUCAUUCCAAGAGCUGAACUGAAAAGACAAGAAACAGCCUGUAGAGGAAAGAAAUUAGGUUUCCAGUGUGAUUUGAUGUGUUAUGUGGCUAAUAUAUAUGCCUUGGAUGGGGAGGGAGGUGAACUGAGUAUCUGUAAAUACCAUUAUUUAUAUAAUCAUCACAGCUGAAUAUUUGCUAGAAUGUAUACAAAUAUAAAGUUUUCUAAGAGUCACUAAAAUAAUGUGGGCUUUUAGAAUUUUAUGCUCACCUUUUAAGAAAAGAUUUUUCCUAUCUUUUCUACUUCAUCUGGGCUCACCAUGUUAGUUUUCUUAGGCCAGUUCUUGCAUGUGCCAUUUAAACACUGGAAAUAUGUAACAAAUCAUUCUGGCGUUGGUUUUAAGCGUGGCUGUGUUUAACUGUGGCAGGAUGUGUACAUGAGGGCGAAUUUCACCUUGAACCCCGUGUUUGACUGAGCGUCCCGGGAGGGCCGAUUUUCUGCCCAACACUCUCCUUCCAGCCGCUCAGUGCUCGCUGGGGCUCCCUGAGAACACGCAUCCGCUUGAUCAUUGUAAAACACACAUCAGUGUUUCGACCAACAAAGGAUAUAAAGCAAGUAAAGUGAAAGCAGCUCAAGUGAAUGCUGAAAACCAAAGCCAGGGGUGGUUUUGUCAGGCUGUGGGAACCUCUGAACUGAGGCCGCAAGGGUCACAGGGAAGGACUCGCACACCUGGGCCAGUCAGUCUUCAGCAGGGUGAGAAUUAUGACAGGGGGCCGUGCUCACUGAGCACCUGUCAGGCGCCAGCUACCAGGCGACCAGGCCAGGUCCUUCACUCACGUCUCUUAUCGCCAGACUGUGGGAGCACUGAGAGCCCACGGUGUAGUGGCCCACCUGACUCACGUGGUGAAUACAUGGCGUAUGGGGGCCUGAGCCCAGAGCUCAGACUCUCCCUGCCCACUGACAGGCUCACUCCUCCCAGCAGUGGUGGCUGGGAUGACUCUCUGGCACUUGGGUAACAUCUAAAAUGGCUGCCAGCCUCCUCUGUGUUUUUCUUUGAAGGAAUUGGGCACUUUGGGAAGCCUGUGUGUAUUUGUGCAUCUGACCACAGGUCUGCAUAGGUCUCGGUUUUCUCUUUCUGCCAUUUGAGCACAGGAGUUCAUGCUUCACGUGCUAAUGCAACCUUCACACAGAGACAAUGACAGAGUGCGCUAGCACUGGGCAAGUUGGGCUUCUCCGCACAGGGAACUAUAAGUCCGCGACAAGUAAAGGCUGCAUUGUUACAAUUGUUACAUGACAACGAGAUUGUUCUGCCACCCAGGGGAGCUGGAGAUCCCCAGUUCGGCUCCAGUUCUUAUAUCUGGAUGUGAGCUUUGAACCAGCUCCCAAGAAAGGACAGCAGUGGGGUGCACAGCCCCCUUCCAGGCAGCCUCCACUGAGAGAUGCCAGCAGUUAGAAAACACCUGUUGAACCUGCUGUCUCUCUGCUUCUCGUCUUUUCUGGCUGAUUAUUGUCCACAUUCCUAAGCCCAAGCAUACAAUUUCAUUUUUCCUUAGAUGUUUACUAUUUGGGACACCAGAGGAAACGUACAGAUACACUUUCUUUUUUUUUUUUUUUUUAAUAUAUGAAAUUUAUUGUCAAAUUGGUUUCCAUACAACACCCAGUGCUCAUCCCAACAGGUGCCCUCUCAAUACAGAUACACUUUCUUAGUGUAAUUGUUCAGUUUUUAAAAAGAAUUGUUAACAUUAUUUCUACUUUGUUUUUUCAUCU
Messenger RNA from Neofelis nebulosa (Clouded leopard), 5556 nucleotides. RefSeq names its product UBA domain containing 2 (gene UBAC2). The transcript is spliced from 9 exons. Bases 304 to 1482 code for a protein of 392 amino acids. NCBI's taxonomy places the organism in Eukaryota, Metazoa, Chordata, Mammalia, Carnivora, Felidae. Gene Ontology annotation, molecular function: protein binding; serine-type endopeptidase activity. The record is from RefSeq and is a predicted model, not a curated record.